Cyclopterus lumpus (lumpfish) is the source of this 1682-nucleotide messenger RNA. RefSeq lists its product as uncharacterized. Gene Ontology annotation, molecular function: molecular adaptor activity; GTP binding; GTPase activity. Bases 238 to 1284 code for a protein of 348 amino acids. The record is from RefSeq and is a predicted model, not a curated record. Lineage: Eukaryota; Metazoa; Chordata; Actinopteri; Perciformes; Cyclopteridae. Gene Ontology annotation, biological process: cell division; regulation of exocytosis; cytoskeleton-dependent cytokinesis. Gene Ontology annotation, cellular component: synaptic vesicle; microtubule cytoskeleton; cell division site. The transcript is spliced from 12 exons.
GGAACGAUGUUUUGCGGGUCAGCCGUCCUGGCCGUUGAACCGUAAUGGCGCCAGUGGCGCAGCGAGAAAAAAAAGAAAACAACUCAAACGACUCGCCUUCAGGGAAGAGGGCGGAGCCGACUCACGGGGACGGUUUCCGGGUUUCCCUUCCUGGGCUGGGACAGCGGCAAGAGGCAAACGCUCCUGUUGAUUCACUAUUGUUCAAAGUUACGCUCAGACUUCCAGUAAGCAGCAGCGAUGUCUCAGUCGGGGGAGAAAGCGAAGUUCCCAGAUGCGGCGGGUUACGUCGGGUUCGCCAACCUCCCGAACCAAGUGCACCGAAAGUCUGUGAAAAAAGGGUUUGAAUUCACCCUCAUGGUUGCAGGGGAAUCUGGUUUGGGCAAGUCAACGCUUAUAAACAGCCUGUUUCUCACUGAUCUCUACCCUGAACGCUACAUCCCCGGUGCAGCAGAGAAGAUCGAGAGGACGGUGCAGAUCGAGGCGUCAACCGUGGAGAUCGAGGAGCGAGGGGUGAAGCUUCGCCUCACCGUGGUCGACACCCCCGGAUACGGCGACGCAAUCAACAGCCAGGACUGCUUCAAGACCAUCAUCCAGUACAUCGACAAUCAGUUUGAGCGGUACCUCCACGACGAGAGCGGCCUGAACCGAAGACACAUCGUGGACAACAGGGUGCACUGCUGCUUCUACUUCAUAUCUCCGUUUGGACACGGCCUGAAGCCUCUGGAUGUGGAGUUUAUGAAGGCCAUCCACAGCAAAGUCAACAUAGUCCCAGUCAUUGCCAAGGCCGACACGCUGACACUGAGGGAGAGGGAUCGCCUGAAGAGGAGGAUCCUGGACGAGAUCGCAGAGCAAGGGAUCCGGAUCUACCAGCUCCCCGACGCAGACUCUGACGAGGACGAGGAGUUCAAGGAGCAGACCCGGGUCCUGAAGGCGAGCAUUCCCUUUGCUGUGAUUGGCUCCAACCAGCUGAUUGAGGUGAAGGGGAAGAAGAUCCGUGGUCGCCUGUACCCCUGGGGAGUAGUUGAGGUGGAGAACCCCGAACACAAUGACUUCCUCAAACUACGCACCAUGCUUGUGACCCACAUGCAAGACCUGCAGGAGGUAACCCAGGAUCUGCACUACGAGAACUUCCGCUCGGAGAGGCUGAAGCGAACGGGCAGGGCCGCGGACGAGGACGUGCUGGACAAAGACCAGAUCCUGCUGCAGAAGGAGGCAGAGCUGAGACGCAUGCAGCAGAUGAUCGCUCAGAUGCAGGCACAGAUGAAGAUGAAAUCAGACGAGUGAAAGGGAGACGCCGUGCUGCACAAUCUUUAAUGUCGGUGCCAAACUACAACUAAUCGCACUGUUCAGUCCGGGAACUUAAUAUGUGCCCAUGUUUUCUUCAGUGGUGUCUUAUUUUAAUGUGUAAAAGGUUACAUUUGUAGACGACGUGUGCAGUCAAGUGCUUGAUUAUGUAACCGUUCGCUGAGUGAACCCCCUCCAGCCUUCUAUUUCACAGUGUCAUCUAACGGUGCCGUCAUCAGUGUCGAUGACCUUGUUUAGUUUUCUGUCUUUUUGUAUGCAAAUCUGUCUGUUGACAGGACGCACAUCAUUAUUCAUAUUUCUUAAGUUUCAGUAGAGACUUGUUUUUACGCGUAACAUUUUUUUUUUCUCCGUAAAUAAAUUUCAGAGAAAAGAGAGUU